AUGGAGAUCCAGAAUGCGUUUCAAAUCCAAUGGGACAGAACACCGUACCAGUCAUUCACCGAGUACUUUUUUGCAAAGAUCUCCGCACAUGGCAGUAAUCCGGCCAUUAUCGACAUUGAAACCGGGAAACAGUGGCGAUACUCUGAGCUGCGCGGAUGGUGUGAUAUGUGCAGUGGGCGACUGAAAGAACUUCAGGAAAGUGUCGGUACCAACAGCCGAGUAGCAGUAAUCACAAGCGUCACUGGCCAGGCUAUUUUCGUUCAUCUCGCAUGUGGAAUAAUUGGGUGUUCUGCUGUAGCAGUGAAUGGAUAUAGCUCAGUGGAUGAAAUUUGGCAAAUUGUAGACUUAAGCGAAUCGACACACUUGAUUGUGGAGCCGCAAUUCAUGCAAAAAGCUGAUGAUGUUCGGCGCAAAGCGGCGAUGCGUGGUGGUGGACGUAUCAAGCACGUUCGUCCGAUAGACGACGUUCUAACUACAGAUUCCAUCAACAGCGAAAACAAUAAAAGGUUUUUUAGUUUCGGUGUCAGUCAUAUUGGUGCAGAAGAGAACAGUGAGAAUCAGACGGAGACUCAUGCUGUAACGAAUCCUUUCGCUGGCCAAAAUCCGCUGUUGAUCUUCUUCACCAGUGGCACAACAGGAAUUCCGAAGGCAGCUGAAUUCAGUCAUCGAUCACUGAUCAUCAACCUUCAACAAAUCGGCCUACCGCUCUAUGGCCCCGUUCAACCGCGGGAACGUUUUCUUCUACCACUUGCGCUUUCUCACGUAUUUGGAGCUAUAUCAGCUUACUAUGCUUUGGUCAAUGGUGCCACUGUUUACAUGAUGGCAAAAGCGACGCCAAAAGCUCUCGUGGACAAUCUAUUAAAUCUGAACAUCAAUGUCUCACACAUCACGCCAGCAAUGGUCAUGUGGCUAGCUAUGGAUAUAACCUUAGAAACACAACAAAUAAACAGCCUUCGUUCGAUAUUAGUGGCUGGUGCCCCAAUCGAUGCAAAUCUGGCCAAUCAUGCCAAACGGAAAAUGCAUUUGAAAGACUUGAGACAGUCUUAUGGAAUGACGGAGCUCGGUGGCUUAUGUACGUUGUCUCCUUAUGAAUCAGACAAGAUCGAAAGUGUUGGGGCGCCGCUCCCAGGAAUGCUUUUCAAGGGAAUCAAUUAUGAAACCAAACAGCUCUGUCCACCAAGGACGCCAGGCCACUUACUGGUAAACGGACCACAAGUAGCUCCAUGCUACUAUAAAAAUGCUAAAGCGACAGCUGAAAUAAUUGACACAAACGGAUAUGUGAAAACAGGUGACGCUGCGUUUUAUGAUGAAACUGGUAACAUUUACGUGUUGGACCGUAUGAAGGACAUAAUCAAGUACAAGGGAACGCUAGUUUGCCCGUCAGAGGUUGAGUUAACCCUAAGAGGUCAUCCAGGGAUUGAUGACUGUGCUGUUGUAGGGAGGCAAGACCAUGUCUCUGGUGAGGUGCCGGCAGCUUUUGUUGUGAAAAAUCCAGCAUUUCCUCUAUUGUCAUCAGCUGAAGUUAGGCAGUAUGUCUCAGGAAAAAUACCGACGUUCAAAGAACUUCGCGGUGGAGUGUUCUUUGUUCCUGAAAUCCCACGAAGUAUAUGUGGAAAGGUACUUCGCAGGCAGCUGAGACAGUUCUGGGACAGAGAAAGGACUAACUCAAAGGACGUUAUUGCGAAAGACGGUAAAUCAGGAAAAACACCGGAGAAAUCCGAUAAACAAGCCCUUAAAAAGGCUAACGGUGCGUCCACUCCGACGAAGAAGCCUCCCAGUCGGCUUCAGAAGAAGUAA
Haemonchus placei is the source of this 1797-nucleotide messenger RNA. The record is from the annotation of a GenBank genome assembly. NCBI's taxonomy places the organism in Eukaryota, Metazoa, Nematoda, Chromadorea, Rhabditida, Trichostrongylidae.